Molecule: messenger RNA, 2928 nt
Organism: Fopius arisanus
Lineage: Eukaryota; Metazoa; Arthropoda; Insecta; Hymenoptera; Braconidae
Exons: 2
Coding region: 1303-1560 (85 amino acids)
Source: RefSeq, a predicted model, not a curated record
AUGUGGGAAACGAGAUUUUUCAAUAAUUGAUUGACGCUGAUAUUCCCCACAAACUCAAUUUUUAAUUAAAAUCGUAGGUAUCUGCUGGUGUGUGAUUCAAUCAAUUUGAUCGCUACCUAUCAAUUUAAAAGAGACAUUUCAAAAAUGGAUACUUUUCUGAUAAUUGGAAUAUGCUUUCUUUGUUAUGAGUUCUGCGAUUUGAUCAGACGUUAUGCAACACCCUCGAGCCAUAAUCCCCAUGAUAUUGGACCAUCGGCACCACCUUCACCCCGAGUUUACUCAAUCUCGCACAAAAUUUCACCACAGAAUCCUCCGGAGUGCUGUUCACAAUAAGAAAAGGGAUUCCAAAUCCAAGUGCAUGUGUACGAGAAUCUGAAUCAUGUUGCCAUUGGGAUAUUCCUCGCAAAAAGAUAAAUGGACUAGGAAACACAUUUAGCUGAUGAAUUGAAUACUUACCAGGAGCUGAAACCCUUGGGGACAAUACAUUUCCUUGUAACCCGCAGGCCAGCCACGGAAUCAAGUGAAAAGCAUUGGUGAACCACAAGAACAUUCAAAAGUCCACUUCGAUGUUGAAAUGUCGUGUGAAGUCCAUUUGCUCAUUUCCUUUUGUGAUGAUGGAUACAAAUUAGCUUGAUGAGGCAUAUUCAAUGAAGUCUUCUCAAACUUAUGAAACUUCUUGAGAGUGCAAGUGCAUUGAUCUGAGUCGAUCAUGGGCCAUCAAACUUCAUGGGAGUCUGUCAGUCAUGCUUUCAACCAUCUAUAAUCAAUCUUUCGUACCGUUAGACGUAUGCAUGCAUACCUAUCCCAGAGAGUUGGAUUGAUUCAACAGGGAGAACAGUGCCUCUGUGGGAAAUAGUGUUUGAUGAAAUACUUGAACGGCUGGUUGAUGAGGGUAUCAGGCUUUGAUCAAUCAUUGAGUGAAUUGAGGACGAAUGGAGUGGCUGGGCUUGACAGACGAGGUUAGUGCCUCUGCCUAGUACUCAACGUAAUCCGAGUGUCCACCGAGUUGAGCUGACAUAUUUAGCUGAACGCGUUGACUCUGCGAGACGUUGUUUAUCAUAGAACACUAAUCCAGAUUGCGGAAACCAAUGCUUCAGAGGAUUUUGCGGAAUACUUAUGAACAGGUUUGAUGUGAUUUGCUGGCGAUUGGAACUUUGUUGUGGAGUAACAUAGUAUCAGGAUGUGCUACUUAAAGUGUCGCCUUACGUCUUGUGAAUCUUAGUAGAACUGAUUCUCCGUUAUAAUCCUGAAAGACGAGGUAUAGAGGGAUCAUCGUUGAAGGAAGAUACAAAAUAAAGAGGGAUGGACUCGUUGGAGCGGUUAAUGAGCACCGGACCUCAUCAUUCGGCUCUCACCGCUGCAUCAAGAACGCAAAAUGCUUUUGUCCAAGCGAGCAUGUGCUCGGUGAUUGGUCGAAAAGGUCGUCAUCUUACUGGCACAUUCUGUCUGACUGGGGAUACUAUGGAGGGCAUCAUUCAGUGUCUGGUUUUUCUCAAGGCAUUCUCGGUAUGUACUCAAUCCUUGAUGUUCGAUCGACCACCGACCAAUGAAAAUGCUUGAACUUUUAUGUGAGAAUAUCGAAAGAGUUUUCUAUGUUAAAUAAAUGAUAAUAAUGUGUGUGUGUGUAUAAAAAAAUAUAUACAGUAUUUAAUUUCUAUCAGGUGUUUAUUUGUCUCUCAACUUUGUACAGUUGUCUUUUUCAUCUGCUAAAAUUGUCAUCACGUUUAACGAUGCAACCGAGGUAAAAUUAAAUGUGCAAACUAGAAAUGAGGAGUGAAUGAAACAGAAUGAGAAAAGAGCGUGAAGUUGUAGAAUGGCGGUGUGAAAAGUUUCUACUUACGGUGCAUAGGGUACCUCAAGUAAAUGGAAAAACUUUGUGAUACAGUAUUGAAAAAAAAAAACUUCAUAAUUUAUUAACUGCAAAAAUUUUGCAAGCUGCAUACCGCCAAUGACCCAGUUACUCUCAGUAAACGUACUUCAGCUUUAAAAAUUUAUUUUUUGAAUCAUUUGCUCAUUCGUAGGGCUCAACCCAGGGCCAACAACAACAAUUUGUUCAUUGUGUUUAAUUAUUAAAUUAAUAAACAUCGAGUAAAAUAGAAAGAAUUAUCGAUCCCCCUCCGUUCAAGGGAUAAUUUCACUAGUUAAAAAUUGUCACAUUCAGUAAAUUACCCCCGAAGUUCAAUUCUCAUUGCCCAUAUUCUGACCAUUGUCAUAUAACAAUCAUCUAGUUAGCUGUCAUUCUGACGGUGAGAAUUUUUUGAUUAUGAGUUAUUACGAAUACAUCUUACUAAUACAUGUUUUUUUAAGUAUUUAUAUAUGAUAUAACAAUAUAACAGUAUAAGCACUGUUCAUUAAACUUUUUAAAACAAAUGUUCAUGUUUUCGUAGAGCAGUUUAAAAAUGGGGAAACAACAGUUUGUCAUUAAACUUACUCCUCAUAUUGUUAUAUUGUUAUGAUAUUCUUGGUGAUCCUCGAUCAAUGGUGGCGAUGAUUCGCGAAAUCGUCAUCUUUACUCCAUCACAUGACCGUCACGGUUGCUCACCAACAAUUAUAACACUGUUCAUCAAUAUAAGCUGCCAAUUAAAUUAUUGGCCCAUCGAAAUCACCCCAAAUAAUUUCUAAAAAACGGAUUAACAAAAUACUUCUAGUAAUUCAAUUUUCAUUAUUUCCGUUUUGAUGUCAGUCAAAAAAAAGUUUUUAAAUAAAUAUUCGUCUGAAGAUAACUGAUAAUUUAAGUAAUUUAUUUGGUUGAAAAAGACAUACAGGUGUCAGUACAACUGGGUCAUUGUCGGUGCUCUGCUCUCUGGCUGAUUGUCAAAAAAUGUGAAAAGUCACAGUUUGUGAAUAAAGAAUCACUUAUGAAUUGUUCUCAACCGCACUUAAUGCUCCUUGAAGUGGAAGACGUCUUUUAUCUAGCACUCUAGCAUA